CAAAUUAGAUUAUUUUCAAAAUACUAUGUAACAUAUAUGAAUUAUAUGAAUAUCAUUAUCAUCAAGUCAUCAAUAAAGAUCAACGUUUAAACGACAAAAGGCUGACAAAGUCAAUGGAUACAAACGAAAGAAAACGACGUUCAAAAAGACCACGGAAUACUUCAAACAAAAAUUACGGACUACACUCAAUGUCAGCAAAAUAUUUUCAUUACAGUAUGGGGAAUGAUCGUUCCAAAUCUGCUCCAAUUUCAGUAACUCAAUUUCCAAUAGAACAUGAUGGGCUAUUCAAACAAGAUGAAAUAAGAAUUCAACAAAAUUCCACUAAGAAACAAUCUUCGCUCACUGAGCUGCAAACUUCUAUAAAACAAACUUGUAAAUCAAGAGUUCGAAAAUCACAAAAAACUUCAAAACUUUACAAACUUUUUCAAUCAAAACAAAAUUUUAGUGGGACAUUGGUGAUCGCAUUAUUUAUUUUGUAUAUUUUAACUGAAAAUGUGCAUUCUACGCAAGAAAGUGAAGCACCGUUUCAUCGACAACUUUCUAAGAGAGAAAAACGUGAAUUGGAACAAAGGUUAUUAUCAGUAAUGGGUCUUCCACACCCACCCCGACCCACAGGAGUCCAACAAGGGUCAGCUCCUCUUUACAUGAUGGGACUUUAUAAUACGGUAUCAGGAUUUGAUGAAAUAUUUGAAAAGCAGAUCAAAACAUCUGAUCAAAAAGUAUCCAAUCCAAAUUUCCCACAAAAGCGAGAUUCACCACUGUCAGCGAAACAAAACUUAUUCAACCCAAAUCGCCCGAACGGGCACUCUGCUGGUCCAUUCAGCGACACCUAUCCUUAUGAUGUCAGAGUCACCACUACCAAUUCUGCUUGGUAUCGAUACAGUGAAGCCCAAAUGGUUUUCCAAAACGAAGUUGGAAUUCCAAUACCUUCAAUUCACAGUUUACCUACAGAACGAUUGGAUAGCGGUUAUUAUAUGAACGAUGGAAUGCUGGAAGCUGGACUAGAGCGAAAUCUUCUGGAUAGGGCGGAUGUUGUUAUGAGUUUCCUCGCGGCAAAUAAAGGAAACAACGACGAUGAUGAUUCUUCGCGUCCGAUGUUAAAACGACACAGAGCGUUUCAUUUCGAUGUAGAUCAGAUUCCGAAAGAAGAUUCUCUGACAGCAGCUAAAUUUCGACUUUACAAAGACAUCUCCGACUUUUCGUUGGGAAAUGCGACUCUGCGAGUAAACGUUUACCAGGCUACCACCGAUCGGAAUAGACAGUUUCAAUUGUGGCAUCUGGGUAGUCGAAUUGUCAAUUGCACUCAGGAAGGUUGGCUUGUGAUUGACGUAACUUCUGCUUGUCAGGACUGGUUGAAUUAUCCUUACAAUAAUAUGGGACUAAGAGUAUCAGUGGAAACGCUUGGAGGUCGACUUAUCAAUCUAAACAAAGCCGGUAUAGUGGGAAAGAGAGGAGAAUCUGCAAAACAAGCAUUUCUCGUUACCUUCCUGACACAAGGUGUUGAAAAUUUACCGGAAGAUUUAUGGAAAGAAAAAAAGGAAAAUAAGAAAGGAAAUAGAUAUAAAAGAAACACAGCAUAUGAUCGCAACCCGGAUUACGGCUCUAAUGAUGAAUAUUUCGACAUGUCAAAAGAUGAUUUUGAUGGAAAUGAUAUAACUCCUCAAACUGAAAACAGGAAAACAAAGAAAGCAACGAAAAAAAGCAAAGGUGGUUCUAAGAAAGGAUAUUCUAGAAAAAGGCAACGAAACCGAGUACGUAAUAAUAUUCGUUUUGAAAUGAAUGAUGCUUGUCACAGGGAAAAACUCUACGUUAGUUUUCAAGAUUUAAAUUGGGAUGGAUGGAUCAUUGCACCGGCUGGAUAUUGGGCAUACCACUGUCAGGGAGUCUGUCGUUUUCCUCUCAGCGCAAAAAUGAAUGCUACAAACCAUGCAAUAGUCCAAACACUUGUUCAUUUGCUCGACCCUGACAGACUCCCGAAGCCAUGUUGUUCCCCUACUAAACUCGACGCAAUAUCAGUUCUCUAUUAUGAUGAUAAUAACAACGUCGUCUUCAAAAAAUAUAAAAAUAUGGUAGUCCUAACUUGUGGCUGCAACUAAAAUUAUAAUAGCAUCAGAAGUCCACUGUAAACGUUACGGGAGACGAUCAUGUCACGAAGAGUUGGCUGACAGGAAAAGUGAUCUUGGUGCCUGGGGGGCGUCAAUAUGGGAAGAGAUGGGACAACAAAUCGUAAAUUACAAUACACACGAAGAGAGUAGAAAUGAUAGGAAGUUAGAAUUAGAAAUUUCAGAUUGCUAUACGAAACAAAACGUUGAAAACAAUCACAGUUACUAUAAAUUAUUAAGGUCGUAUUAUGUAUAUAUCAUUUGCUACAUCACUUAUAAACGAGUGUUACAUCUCAUUCCCAAGGAAGGGACUGCUUUUAUAUUUAGAAAGAUGUUAACAAUGAUACAAUGUAUUAAAGUUGUACAUACUAGCUUUUCAAUUUUACAUAAUAUUUGUCAUUAUUAUUGAUUUGGCUUUUAUGCUUUAUGUUUAUCUAAUUUAUCCUUUAAUUUUGUUCUAAUAAACUUUGUUGUUAUAUUUUG
Messenger RNA from Styela clava, 2585 nucleotides. Its product is annotated as bone morphogenetic protein 5-like. Gene Ontology annotation, molecular function: growth factor activity; cytokine activity. The record is from RefSeq and is a predicted model, not a curated record. NCBI's taxonomy places the organism in Eukaryota, Metazoa, Chordata, Ascidiacea, Stolidobranchia, Styelidae. Gene Ontology annotation, cellular component: extracellular region.